Molecule: messenger RNA, 1533 nt
Organism: Musa acuminata subsp. malaccensis (wild Malaysian banana)
Lineage: Eukaryota; Viridiplantae; Streptophyta; Magnoliopsida; Zingiberales; Musaceae
Product: transcription factor UNE10-like
Cellular component (GO): nucleus
Molecular function (GO): protein dimerization activity
Source: RefSeq, a predicted model, not a curated record
CGAGCUGGAGAUGUCAGCCAUUGCCAUGUUCUUCUCCUGUACUUUCACCCUUUUCGCAGUAGACCAAAGACUUCGACAACUGCCUCAUGUGUUCACUGGGUAUUUGGGUCCGGCCUCGAGAACCUGCAGCUGUCAGUGGUGUGAGUGUAAUGGAGAGCACUGGUUGAGGAACUUGCAGAGCAGCUUAGAGCAAAUAGGGCAUUGGUUUUGCACAUUGCUGCACUUGUUUCAGCUCAUUUUGCCUUUUGCUGUUGCAGCUUGGUCAGAGCUGUGAUGGAUGACCAUAGCCGCACGCGUUACGGCUGCGGCAGUAGCUACACUUCUUUCCAAGGAGAUCAGGAGAAGAUCUCCUGCUCUUCUGCUUGUGUUGUUGGAUCUUUCUCUCGUGACGCUGAACAGAUGCCAUCCUCUUCUUCCUACCCCAUUUCUGCUGGUGGUGAUGGUGGUAGCAGUGGGAAGGAGUCUCAGGACCACGACUUUGACUCUCUCGACUGUGAGAGUGAGGAGGGCGUGGAGGCGUUCGAGGAGCCUGCAAAGCCGGUUCCUCGCCGGAGCUCUGGCUCGAAGAGAAGCAGGGCAGCAGCAGUUCACAACAUGUCUGAAAAGAGGAGGAGGAGCAGAAUCAAUGAGAAGAUGAGGGCAUUGCAAAAUCUUAUUCCCAAUUCAAACAAGACGGAUAAGGCUUCCAUGCUUGAUGAGGCCAUUGAAUACCUCAAACAACUGCAACUCCAAGUACAGAUUCUGUCAAUGAGGAAUGGUCUUAAUCUCCACUCGAUGUAUCUAUCCGGAGCUCUUCAGCCUUUGCAAACUUCCCAAAUGUGUAUUGGUUUUGGUCUGAAUAGUGAUAUGGCAAUGAAUACAGGAACAGGCUUGCUACCCCUGAACCAAGAUUCAGCUGCUCAGAUUUCAUUUGAUCUGUCAAAUCGGUGGACAUCCUCCCUCCAAUCUACCAUCGAGGCGAGUGUCUUCAAUGUGACGAAGCCUGAGGCUUCGUUGUUUGCAUCCUCACACUCUCAUCAUGCAUCAUUCCAAGUGCCUGUUUCCUGUGAGGACAUGUUCUCAGGUGAUGUGUCGGCCCACAUGCAAUUAGCUGCAGCUCAUAACACAAUGAGCCACAUAGGAAAUGAGAGGAGCUCCAUGGCUAUCAAUGUGAAGCAUUUGGGUAGGCGAAUCGGUAUUGACCAUCUCAAAGAAUGCAUGUUUGGCAGAGAAGAGAGAACAGAAGGCAUGCUAUCCGAUGAGGAAAAACUUCAUCCAGAAUCUGCAUGGCUUACAGACUGGAGCUGAUGCCAAGGAAGAUUUCUAAAGUGUACCUGAUACACAGAGGAAUCUUUGCUGAUUCCUACUGAGGCCUUCAAGCCAACAAGAUUUUGGACUCAUCCAUGUCAAGAACUGCAACUGUGUUUUUGAACAUUUCUUUGGCACUGAGACAUCUAAUAUGUAAAUUGAUGAAACAGACACCUCUCAUGUUCAGAGAAAGCAUCAUUUGAUGAAGAGAUCCAUUUUGAUCAACAGUUCAAUGGCAAUCACAAC